Messenger RNA from Anopheles darlingi, 3618 nucleotides. Its product is annotated as golgin subfamily A member 2-like. NCBI's taxonomy places the organism in Eukaryota, Metazoa, Arthropoda, Insecta, Diptera, Culicidae. Gene Ontology annotation, cellular component: Golgi apparatus; cis-Golgi network; Golgi cis cisterna. Bases 129 to 3101 code for a protein of 990 amino acids. Gene Ontology annotation, biological process: Golgi organization. The record is from RefSeq and is a predicted model, not a curated record. The transcript is spliced from 4 exons.
CAAAAUACGGCGACGAAAACAUAAAAAUUUUGGGAGUCGCAAAACGUAAAAUUACCGAGCAAGCCCGCAUUCAGUAGCUUGCGAAGGAGUUGACCAUUUUUACUCCAAGGUGUGGACAAAACUCGAAAAUGGGAGACAAGGCCGAGAAGAUUGCUGCUGCAAGGAAAAAGCUGAAGGAGUACCAAGCGAGGCAAAAGGAUCGAACGGAGACGGAGAGCAACCAGACGGAAGAAGAACCCACUCCCCCCGACCGGUCAUCGGCCACCUCGUCCACAACGAACGAAGUGGCCGCUUACUUACCGCCACCGAGUCAGCGACCAGAAACCGAUAAUCCGUACCGUACACCCGCGAACGAUGCAACCACGACAAACCUUUCGCACUAUUUUGCGGCCACCACCAGCAGCGAUGGACCAGCCGAGUACCCCUUUGGCAACCAGGUGUCGUCGACGACCGGUGUUUGCGAACUGUUCGGUGCCGCCGAACCACAGAUUGCACCAAUAGCGACCGGAUCGGUGGCUGUGCGGGAACCAGCCGCGGUUCCGGUCGAUGCGAGCGUCUACAGCAUUAGCAAAAUUUCCGAUGAAAUCGGCAACUUGAUAGCGAACGCGAACGCCGACCUUGGGCCGCAGAACACGAUCCUUGAGCUGGAAUCGGAGAAGGCAGAUCUCGGACGGCAGCUGAAUGCGCAAAGGCUGGAAAACGAUGAGCUGCGACUGCGGCUGCGCAACAACCAGUCGUUAGUCGACGAGCUGCAGAUCGAGAUCGAGCGGUUGCGGGUAGAGAACAGCACACGGGUGACGAUGGAGCUGGGACCGCUGCAGGAACAGUUGCAGCUUCAAAUUCAGGCGGUUGGCGUGUUGGUUGGUGAAAAGGCGGAACUGACCUCUUCGCUGGCCAAAUGCCAAUCGUUGGUGAAGGAACGGACGGUAGCCUACGAGGAGUUGCACAGUCGACUGGUGGCUAGUGAGUCCACGGUAAAACAGUUAUCCCGCCAGCUGGAGGAAGUGCGCAGUGAGGGACAACGGUAUGAGCGGCUAGAGGAAACCAUCGGUACUCAGGUGGCCGAAUAUCAGCGGGAGGCGGAACGAUUCCGCAAGCUGCACGACGAUCUGCAGGAAGACCUAGCCGAACUGCGGCAGAAGCUGAACGUUCGCAACGAGGAAUACCAAGGGGCACAGCUAGCACUCGAACAGACACGGUCGGAUCUUGCACUGGCCCGGAUACGGAUCGAUCAGCUAAGCGGCACUGACGGGGAGGGCCACGAGGACAGCAAUGCAAAGAUCGAAUCGCUUACGCAACAGAACAUGAUCAAGGCGCAACAGCUGAAGGAUUUACAGGAAAUGGUGAAGCAGAUCGGUGUCGAGCGUGACCAGAGCAACCAACAGUACCAGAGCUACGUGCUGCACCUGAACAAGGAGAUAGCUAACCUUGCGGAGAAGAUCGUGGAGCUGACGAAUGAAAACAACAAGUUAGCCAAGAGUGAGGAAGCGGCCGUAAGAUUCGCGAACGAGCUUGAACGCCAAAUACAGCAACAGUUGCAGCGUCAGCAAACACUGACACAAGCGGCUCGAGACACGUCGGACGCACAGGCUCAGGAGCAGCAACCGCAUGAGGAUGCGGCGUACAAGCAGAAGCUCGCAGCGCUUCAAAAGCGCUACGACGAGCUGGAACGGGAGUGUGAUGCGUUGAAGGCUGCAGUGAAAGCAAAGGAUGAGGAGCGAAGUAGCUGCGAAACUCUGCUGAAGCAGUCGAAGGAGCAGAUAACGUUACUACAGCUAACUGUCGAGCGAUUGCAACUCGAUAAGCCGGACGUGGCGAAGCUUCUGGCGGAGAUAGAAAGCGGAAAGGUGGGCGCUUCGCGAGCCGUUACGCAGAACCGUGAGCUGAAGGAGCAGCUGGAGGAGAUGCAGCGUGCAUUUGUACAGAUUAGCAAUGAUAAGCUAAAUCUAACCGAUCAGCUGCAGACCGAGCUGCAUCUCGGUAAGGAAAUGAAGGCCAACUAUGGCCAUCUCGAGACGGAGCUAGCGACCAUCCGCGAACAGCUGCACUACAAGGACGAAGAGAUGAUCCGGUUGGCACACGAGAACACCGAGUUAACUAAGCAGGUGCUGCAACAGAGUCAGGAGAUCGAUCGACUAAGGUACUACGAAUCGCGUUCGAACGAUGCGGCUACGCUGCAACGUGAGCUGGAAACACAACGUCAAACAGUUGAAGAGCUAGAGCGUCAGUUACGCAGUACCUCGCCUUCAUCCGACAUGCAGCACGCUAAAAUGAAUGGCGUCGAGUCCGGAGAUGCACCGGCGGCGGCGGUGACGGAAGAUCGAGAUGCCGAGCGGCGUGAGAUCGAAACGUUGCGGCAGGAAAAAGAGGAGUUGCUGCGUGCACUGAACCGUUUCCAGCAGGAUCGCGCGGCUGUAGGCAGUGAUACGGUAGCGGAGAGCGAACGGCCAGGUGGUGAACGGCGAUCAUCGAUCGUCAGUAGCAUCCCGACGCAGGAGGCGAUGGAAAAGCUGCAGGCACGCUUCAAGCGAACGAUGAUGGAGGUUGCGGAACUGACGGAGGAACGGCAACGACUCGAGCAUCUUGUGAUGCAGUUGCAGGGAGAAACGGAAACGAUUGGCGAGUACAUCACCCUCUAUCAACAGCAGCGUCGUAUGCUGAAGCAGAAGGAUAUGGAGCGCGAUUUGCAGCUGCAGCAGCUGGCAGAUGAUCGUGAAAUGAUGAAACUAAAGCUCAAGGAGCUUAACUAUCUCGUCCAUCGUUUAGUGCACGAGCAGCAAGGCAACGGCGUUGAUGCCGGUGCUGACCAUCACCAUCACCAUCACCAUGAUCACAGGCACCUUUCCGACCCCGGUGUCGAUGAUCGACCGAUCUCGACUACCAGCGCUGCCCAUUCCGGAUCCGAGCAUCCUCCAACACCGGUCAUUGAAGCGAUCGCGAAUGGAGAGACGAACGAUGCGCUGCCGAAGGUUCAGAUUAAAGCAACCGAAACUGCUGGUCGGAUCCUAUCCCUGCUGACCGACAUUAAAGAGGCUAACAUACCGUACGGUAGUGGGGUACAGCAUUGCUCCUGUUGCUCCGGUCGGCUAGAAACAGUGUAAGCUCGAUAGCCGAUUGUGCCGCCCUCUGCCUCCUGUCCUAUUGGCUCGUUUAUGUCUACAAGUGCUUAUAUAUGUGCAUAUAUAUAUAUAUAUAUUAUUGACCGGUUUCUGUUUCAACUGCGUUCCUUCCCAUAUUCUCUUCUAUUCAUUCCUUUGGUCGGUCGGUCUGCCGGUCGGCCGGCUCCACCCUAGCGGACGGUAACCGUGUAUUGUCAAUAAGGAUAAAGUCAACGACACAUGCCUAGCACCGUUAUUGGAUAAAUAAAAUGAGUAAGAAUAAUUAAUGGUGAAAACAAAAAAUAUGGACAAAAUAAACGGCAACAACGUGCUGCAGCUGGAAGUGGCUGGUGGAGGAGAGUACGAGAACGUGACGAAGGUGGAUGAGAAUCGGAACUAUGAGAAUGGGGCCGUGCCGUACGGUUCGCUAGAGAAGGACGGAGAACCGAAGAAGGCCAGUUCCGGGGGUGUGUACAGACAGAUGGAUCUGAAGGCGCAGGUUCCACCGUGUCCACUGCCA